This is a messenger RNA of Endocarpon pusillum Z07020, 2742 nucleotides long. RefSeq lists its product as uncharacterized. The record is from RefSeq and is a predicted model, not a curated record. Lineage: Eukaryota; Fungi; Ascomycota; Eurotiomycetes; Verrucariales; Verrucariaceae. Bases 1 to 2742 code for a protein of 913 amino acids. The transcript has 3 exons.
AUGGAUUCUUCGUCUCAUCAGCCUUUUUCAGCGGCAAAGACCCCUGUCGUCUCUAAUGAUCUAACAAGCGCAUUCAGCUAUCGGUUCGACGAAGACGGCCAACCAAAGGUCUAUUUCCGUAAGGAGCCCGACCUCACCAGCGAUCCGAAUCAAACAUGGGUGGCAUUCGACACCUGCAAGACCAAAUUCGUUAAUUACACUCCGGAGAAGAUGUCCGACGUCCUCGAGACCACAUCGCCUCAAGAGGAGAAUGACGAUGAAGCCGAUCUCCCAAGCGCAAAGCGGCAGAAGAGACAACCGACAGCCCAAGGCAAAGCUGGAAAGGUCUCCUCGAUGUCGAUUGGAUUCCGCGUGGAUAAGCCAGUGCAAACCAAGCUUUCUGAUCACGAGUGGAUGAUGAUCUUCGAAGAGUGUCAUCCAUCGGUGCUGUUGAUCAUCAGAACCCUGAAUCACCGCUUCCAUAAAUUGCUUGAAGGGAAAACCAUCUGGCGACGGGCUCGAAUAAAACUUCAUGGCAAGGACAUGCCAGACCCACCAGGAGAUAUGACCGAACAGAGAUAUGCACAUCUCCUCUAUGGUCAAGGCUGCGAUUUCCGAAAGUCUAAGUGCGGGAGCACCAUAACCAAGAAGGUAUACUGGCCAUUUUUGUUGCGGAUGUGUGAUGCCUGCUUCCGGCGGAAGACCGAAAAGGACAAAGACAUACGAAAAUCCAUGUUCCUACCGACAGGAGACAACAGCCUCGGCGAUCUGAUACCUGCGGGAAUGACAAGCUCCGGAAAGUAUAUGCGUACUCGUCGUUCUAACGGUGCCUACUGGGAAGAUUCUACGCGGGCAGUGUAUCUCAGAUCAGAUGUAGAAGCGCUCUUGUCUGAGCGUCAAGAUAUGGCCCAAGCCGGUAUCCUCAGCACCGAGUACCUCGACUGGAAGGCCGAGAAGGUUGUACAGGCUCAGGCAUUGAUGGCUCAGUGCACACGUAUUGAAGAUUUUCAGAAGCAAUUUUUAGCAGAUCAACCACGAUACCGGGAGGCUCGUGCAGAUUUUUUUAUUGCUCAGGCUUCCAGUCUCGAACCACCAAUGAGCAAGGAUGUAAUGGAGAAGAUGAUGGCUUUCAAGAUGUCGCUGGAUUCCAAUCAUGAGCCGACAUUAAGAUCCUGGAACGAUCUGAAGAAUAAACUUCUACCCCAUCGUGCGGCCGCCAAAGAACUGCUUGACCGUGUGCAUCAAAAUGAAGAAUUCCGCCGACAUGGCGUAAGGUCAUCAGCCAUUCAAAACUUCAGUCAACUACACACCUUGAGAUCCCGUUCAUCCUCCCCAAAAGUGUUCCAAUCAGAGCAGACUUUCGUGAUCAGCCUCGGCCAAAAGGAACUUAGCGGCUGUAAAGACCGAGCAGUCACAGAUGCUGACCUGGUGUUACUGGUCUUGAAGGGCGUGUUUGACGCAUACCAACGACUGCCGGCAGCGGAAAGACCUCGAGGCACAAACAUCGAUUUAUCGCAAGGAACAUACACAUUGACCCUGGAUGAUGCAAGAAUGAUAGUCCAGGAGGUUAUUGAGCCGGAGGUUCAAAGCUGGAACAAUAGUGUACGCUCGCGUGAGACUCUGCAAAGAUUUAAAUGUUUUGGCUGUGUGCGGAAAGACUGCACCACUCGCUACAAUUUUGAUGGACUUUUUCGGCAUAUUCAUGAAAAGCAUGCAAUACUAGUUGCAGACGGGGAAGACUUCCAUAAGCUAUACCGACCUUUCGAUAAUACACUUCACGAUAUUCAAUUUCCAUGGUACACCGUGGAAUGGCCAAAGAACCUACCGAUUGCUGCUUCCCAUCAGGAAGUCAGCAAAGAGAAGAAGUGGCUGGCUGAUGCGGACGUGGACUAUGUAACAGCGGCACUUCCAGAGACAGUACCUGCAUUCGCCAACCGUGAACCAUUCGACAACCCGAAGAUCAACCCGUUCGACCUUACAGGCAAUCUGGCCUACGCAGCGACCAAACUUCAACCCACAAUUCUGCCCGUCAAUUGCCAAAUGCGGAUAACUCUGCAAUACGCUCUGGACCGUUACACCGUCUCUCCUGACACUCCGAAGCCAACUCUAGCAGACUUCAUCGCGUGCCUCCCAACCCUCCAAACCGCAAACGAAGAAUUCAACCUCUUCUUCUGCUGCGGCGUCUGCAAACACCACCCAGACAUACCCCAAUCCGCCAUCCACACCCGGCCCGACCCGUUAUUCAAACUACAAGAGCACUUCCAAAAGACACACAGCACCACCCACGAGUGGACGACGUCGUUCAUGGACCUCCCCUCUGACACAGAGCUUGCGCGCCACCUGCAGGAGGCAGACGAACAAUUGAGGAAGGAGAAACGUGCCGCGGAGGAGAGGGAGGCGAGUCUGGUCAAGAAUCCGAGGAAGAAGAAGGACCCGAUGGUCAGGGCGGUGUUGCAGAGGCCCGAGGCGGGGAGGGUUUUUGCCGAGCUGUUUCCUAGAGUGGGAGAGUUGACAGGUCACGCAGUCAGGAUAUCACCCGCUUUGCGUCCUGAAGACCCGGAGGCCGGUGCCGCCAUCGAUGGCUUGUUUGCGGGCGUGAUGUUGGACGUUGUAGGUACCCUGUUCACCUUCUUAGCAGGUGCUCCCCUGCACUUUUUGCUUCUUGCUUGGAGAUGGGUUAUUGUCGCUCUCGCUCGCUUCGGCCGAGGUGUCGGAUGGGGCGGUGACGAUGACGCGUUGGCCUUUGCCGGUGGAUGGUGGUGA